Messenger RNA from Dichotomopilus funicola, 942 nucleotides. RefSeq lists its product as uncharacterized. Bases 1 to 942 code for a protein of 313 amino acids. The record is from RefSeq and is a predicted model, not a curated record. The transcript has 4 exons. Lineage: Eukaryota; Fungi; Ascomycota; Sordariomycetes; Sordariales; Chaetomiaceae.
AUGGCGACUCCCAAUCCCACACCCGCCAGCAAUGUCGAAGGCCUCUUUUCAGUCAAAGGCAUCGUAGCCCUCAUCACAGGCGGCGGUUCAGGCAUCGGCCUCAUGAUGGCCCGCGCCCUCGCCUCCGCCGGCGCCACCCGCGUCUACAUCGUCGGCCGCCGCCUCGACGUCCUCCAGGCCGCAGCAGCCUCCAUCAACCCGUCGGUCGUCGUGCCCCUCUACUGCGACGUCACCUCCAAGGUCUCGCUCGAAGCCGCGGUGUCUGUCGUCGAGAAGGAUGUCGGCCGGCUGAAUCUGCUGGUGUGUAAUGCUGGUAUCGGCGGGCCGCAGGUCAAGGUUAAGCCGAAGGCUGGUGAGGGUGAAGAAAACUUGGAGGAAUGGCGGGAUGCGCAGUUGGCGGUGCGGGUUGAGGAUUUCACGCAGACGUUUGCGGUGAACUCGACGAGUGUGUGGUACACGGCUAUGGCCUUUCUGAAGCUGCUUGAUGCGGGGAACAAGGCUGGCGCUGAUGAGGGUGCCGGGUGGGGGCCCAAGGUGAAUGGGGUGCCGAGCCAGGUGGUGGUGACGAGCAGUAUUGGCGCGUUUAAUAAGGCUGCGCCCGGUGGGUGGGCGUAUGGGCCGAGUAAGGCGGCGGCUACGCAUAUUGCGAAGAUGUUGAGUAAUGUGUUGCCGACUUGGAAUAUUCGGGCUAACUGUCUCUGUCCCGGAUUGUUCCCAAGCGAAAUGGCUGCCCCCAUCGUCAAGGCAGCUGGCGGGUCCAUGGAAGCCGGCGCGACCAUCCCUCUUGACAAGAGUGUCGUGCCCCUUGGUCGGAUGGGCGACGAGUCCGACAUGGCUGGCCAGAUGCUGUAUCUUGCCUCGCGAGCUGGGGCUUACCUCAAUGGUAAUGUGAUUGUGGCGGAUGGUGGGCGUUUGGGAACGUUUCCCAGUACGGGAUAUUAA